AUGAGCUCCAACUCGACAACUGUCGAUGUAGAGUCCACCAUCGCCGAUGAAACCUCGCACGCAGAGGACCCAGCAGAAAAUUCAUCCAUCACCAACACAACAACGACAUGGCACAUGGCAUCUGAAGUGCGCCAGAUGAAGGGCCUCGACGAAGAAGGGGGAGGGAAACCUAGGAAGCUCGGCGUUUCAUGGAAGAAUCUUACGGUGAAGGGCAUUGGGAGAGACGCCAAUUUUAAUGAAAAUGUGAUCUCCCAGCUUUAUCCUUUUCACCACAAUGGCAAAAGAGAGGUGCUGAAGACCAUCAUUGAGAAUUCACAUGGGUGUGUUCAGCCCGGGGAGAUGUUACUUGUCCUUGGACGACCCGGGGCUGGUUGCACGACCCUGCUAAGCUUGCUCGCCAACAAUCGACUCGGCUACGAAGAAAUUACCGGAGACGUCACCUACGGAAACAUGUCUUCCCAAGAUGCCAAACGUUAUCGUGAUCAAAUUAUCAUGAACACCGAAGAGGAGAUCUUCUUUCCGACCCUGAGUGUGGAGGAUACCAUCAAUUUCGCCGCUCGCAUGAAGGUUCCCUAUAACCUGCCACCGGGAUUUGAGUCUCAAGAAGAAUAUGUGCAGUCAUUCAAGGAAUUCCUUCUGCGCUCCGCCGGGAUAACCCAUACCGCCCGUACGAAAGUUGGCGACGCAUUUAUCAGAGGUGUUUCCGGAGGAGAGAGAAAACGGGUGUCGAUUCUUGAAUGUCUGGCCACGCGCGCCAGUGUUUUCUGUUGGGAUAACUCCACGAGAGGCCUCGAUGCCAGCACAGCUCUGGAGUGGAUCAAAGCAAUCAGGGCAAUGACCGACAUUCUGGGCCUCACUACUAUUGUCACACUCUACCAGGCGGGCAAUGGCAUCUACGAGCACUUCGACAAGGUACUUGUCCUCGAUGAGGGCAAGCAAAUUUUCUACGGGCCCCAGGAGAGCGCUGUGCCAUUUAUGGAGAAUCUUGGCUUCAAGAUGGAUUCUGGAUCCAACCGCGCAGAUUUCUUGACUGGGGUAACAGUCCCAACCGAGCGACUCAUUGCGCCAGGAUAUGAAGACAAGUUCCCCCGUACCGCUUCUGAUAUCCUUGCUAUAUACGAACAGUCGGGUAUCAAAGAAAAGAUGCAGCAGGAGUCUCAAAACUACCCAACCAGUGAGGAAGCUGCGACGAAUACGGCCGUUUUCAAGGAAAUUGUCUCUCGUGACAAACACAAGGGUGUUCCUGAGAAGUCUUCGGUCACUGUUGACUUCAUUACCCAGGUGAAAACCGCUGUCACCAGACAGUACCAACUCAUGUGGGGUGACAAGCCGACUCUUAUCAUGAAGCAGGGCGCCACGUUGAUCCAGGCUCUUCUCGGAGGUUCUCUCUUCUAUUCAGCUCCCGAUAAUUCAGUCGGUCUAUUCAUCAAGGGGGGCGCCUUGUUCUUCUCAAUCUUGUACAACGCCCUGAUAGCCCUAUCAGAAGUGACCGACUCUUUCACUGGUAGGCCUAUUCUGGCCAAGCAUCGCUCCUUUGCUUUGUAUCACCCAGCAGCUGUCUGCAUCGCUCAGAUCGUCGCAGAUUUUCCCAUACUGUUAUUCCAAGUGACGCAUUUUGGCAUUGUCCUCUACUUCAUGGUUGGCCUGAAAACUACGGCUGCGGCAUUCUUCACCUACUUGGUCACCAACUUCAUGACUGCAUUGUCAAUGACGGGAUUCUUCCGGCUUAUUGGCGCUGCAUUCCCUACUUUCGACGCUGCGACCAAGGUCUCCGGUCUUUCCAUUGUAGCCCUAUUUGUCUACAUGGGCUACAUGAUUAUCAAGCCCGAGAUGCAUCCGUGGUUUGUAUGGAUCUUUUGGAUUAACCCCAUGGCCUAUGGGUUUGAAGCGCUUCUUGCGAAUGAAUUUCAUGGGCGAGAUAUACCGUGCUAUGGCCCCCAUAUCAUCCCGAACGGCCCUGGAUAUGUCAAUGGCGAGGGUGGACAAUCCUGUGCUGGUGUUCUUGGAGCAGAGCCUGGUGCGACGAGUCUCACCGGCGAUGCAUACCUGGCAGCCAUGUCCUUUAGCCAUAGCCAUGUUUGGCGCAACUUUGGCAUCGUUUGCGCCUGGUGGGUAUUCUUCGCUGUGGCCACGAUCUUUUUCACCACCAGGUGGAAGCUGCCAGGAGAGGGUGGCCGGAGACUCCUUAUUCCCCGCGAAAAGCAACAUAAGUCGAAGCAUCUUUUGCAGCCCAGGGACGAGGAAGCGCAGCCAUCGGAGAAGUCACCAACAGUCAAAGCCGGAUCGACCACAUCAAGUGAGCCUCUGGAGAAUACCCUUUCCCGGAAUAGGAGCAUAUUCACGUGGAAAAACUUAACGUACACCGUCAAAACGCCCGACGGCCAGCGUGUUCUCCUUGAUAACGUGCAGGGCUACGUUAAACCAGGCACACUUGGAGCUCUCAUGGGUUCUUCUGGUGCUGGCAAGACGACUCUCCUUGACGUUCUUGCUCAGCGAAAAACUUCUGGCACUAUUCAUGGAUCUAUCCUCAUUGACGGGCGGCCCCUUCCUAUUUCAUUCCAGCGCUCAGCUGGUUAUGUUGAACAACUUGAUGUUCAUGAGCCUUUUGCGACCGUCCGCGAGGCACUGGAAUUUUCGGCCCUCUUGCGUCAACCUCAGGAUACACCGAUCGAAGCAAAAUUGCGAUAUGUGGAUACGAUAAUCGACCUCCUAGAAUUGCACGACCUCGAGCAUACGCUUGUAGGCCGCCCAGGCAGUGGUCUCUCCGUGGAGCAACGGAAACGGCUCACCAUCGGAGUUGAACUGGUAGCAAAGCCGAGUGUUCUGAUCUUCCUUGAUGAGCCUACAUCAGGGCUUGAUGGACAGGCCGCGUACAAUACUGUUCGUUUCCUUCGGAAAUUGGCAGAAGUCGGACAGGCUAUUUUGGUCACUAUCCAUCAACCCUCUGCCCAAUUGUUUGCGCAAUUUGACAAACUACUAUUGCUGGCUGCUGGCGGGAAAACUGUCUACUUUGGUGACAUCGGUCAGAAUGCGAACGAUAUAAGGGAAUACUUCGGUCGUCAUGGAGCCCCAUGUCCUCCUGGAGUUAACCCCGCAGAGCAUAUGAUCGAUGUUGUCUCUGGUUCAAGAGACGAUGGCCAAAACUGGAACCAAAUCUGGCUGCAAUCCGCGGAACAUGAGGCCCUCUCUAGGGAACUUGAUACCAUCACCGAAGCUGCAGCUCCCCCAGCAGUUCAGGACGACAAACGCGAGUUUGCAGUUUCACUGUGGACGCAGACUAAAUAUGUGACGCAACGCAUGAACAUCUCACUCUUCCGGAACACCGAAUACCUGAACAAUAAAUUUGCGAUGCAUAUCAGCUUGGCGCUUCUGAACGGCUUUACCUUCUGGAUGAUCGGAGACUCGGUUACAGACUUGCAGAAAAACCUCUUUACUGUCUUCAACUUUAUUUUCGUCGCUCCAGGUGUCAUUUCCCAGCUCCAGCCUCUUUUCAUCGACCGUCGCGAUAUCUAUGAGGCGCGAGAGAAGAAGAGCAAAAUGUACCACUGGGCUCCUUUCGUCACUGGCCUUAUCGUUUCGGAAAUGCCUUACUUGCUCGUCUGCGCAUUGUUAUAUUAUGUCUGUUGGUACUUCACUUGCGGCCUCCCUGCCUCCGCAGAUCACGCUGGCAGUGUUUUCUUUGUUGUUGUGAUGUAUGAGUUCCUUUACACUGGUAUUGGACAAAUGAUCGCUGCUUAUACACCAAACGCCGUCUUCGCAUCCCUCGUCAACCCUCUCGUCAUCACAACCCUUGUCUCCUUUUGCGGCGUCAUGAUUCCAUACAGCCAAAUCGUGCCGUUUUGGAGAUACUGGAUGUACUACAUUGACCCCUUCAACUACCUUAUGAGCUCUCUACUGGUCUUCACUACCUGGGACAAACCCAUCCACUGCAGACCAGAGGAGCUGGCCGUAUUCAAUCCACCCCCCAACCAAACAUGCAGCGAUUAUCUUGACAGCUACCUCCAUAACAUGGGGGCGGGCGCAAAUCUUCUGAACCCAGACGACACCUCUGGCUGCCAGGUGUGUCAAUACACGCAGGGUGGGGAUUAUUUGCGUACACUGAACCUCAAAGAGGAAUAUUUCGGUUGGAGAAACGCAGGAAUCGUUGUAGCCUUUGUGAUUGGUAUUUACGGGCUUGUGUUCCUCAUGAUGAAACUCAGGACCAAGAGUACUAAGAAGGCCGAGGAUUAG
Molecule: messenger RNA, 4230 nt
Organism: Penicillium griseofulvum
Lineage: Eukaryota; Fungi; Ascomycota; Eurotiomycetes; Eurotiales; Aspergillaceae
Product: CDR ABC transporter
Exons: 3
Coding region: 1-4230 (1409 amino acids)
Biological process (GO): transmembrane transport
Cellular component (GO): membrane
Molecular function (GO): ABC-type transporter activity; ATP hydrolysis activity; ATP binding
Source: RefSeq, a predicted model, not a curated record